AUGUCGAGUGUGUCUAAUCUACUUAAGAAUUCACGAGUGGCACAACUCACGAAGUCGCGAAUCAAGUUGAACUCUGAACAAUUCAGAGUGAAGCAUUUCCCGACGCAUCAAAUCAUUGAGACGAAACCUGCGAUGCUCUCGAGACAAGAAUGGGGUCUAAAGAGUAACAUCCCAAACAAAAUCAAGUCCAAAUAUAUUGUUCUUGAUGAAUUGGAUACGUUGGAGCGUAUGGCUGAAUUCGAACCUAUUGGUGGUACGCAAUGGACUCGUCUUAGAUUCCAAGAGAUGGGUGUAGCUCCCGAGUUCCAACAAGGUCGUAGUAACCCACUAUUUGCAUUUCCAGAUGUAAUUAAAGAGGACUCCAUGACCACCAGUGGAAACCAUGCCUAUGGUAGUGGUAGUAAUGCCAGUAGUGCCAUUGCUGGCGAUGAUCAAUUAAGAGAACUUUGCAACCAACUAGGAGUGAACGAAAACACCAAGAGCAAAGCACUGAGGAAGAAACUACAUACCAUCAAAGAGAACCGUUCUCAAUUUAAGAAAUGGGCAGUCCAGAGUGAUGCCGAAGCACUUUCGCAUAAGAAGUUCAAUGCGGAUGAAUUAAAGAGCGUAGCUCGUGAAUAUUUGAACGAACGGUUCAAUAUGGAUAAUGAGAAUGCGAAGAUCAAGAAUGCACAUAGGUUUGUUGCCACUGGUGGGUUAAGUUAUUCUUUGAAAGGUAGAUUAAGAAACUCUCCUAAUGGAGCUGUGCAGAAGAGUAUUGUACCUGGUAGGCUGACCAACCAUGGUAAACAAGAGAUGAAUACCGCUGCCAUUGGUGGGUUUGUUGCCAAUGUGUCUGGGUAUGAGAAUAAGAGAAACAGCUACAAUAAAGGUGAUUUCAUUAGAGAGUCUGUGUAUCCCUUCCGUAUUGAACAUAUAUCGUUAAACAGUAGAGGACAUGUUCAAAUCAAAGCAAAUGGUAAUAUUAUUAUGAAUCGUUCGGAGCAUGGCUACAGAGGUAGUCGUUUGAUGCAACAACGACAACGUCAACAACAACAACAGCAACAACAACAGCAACAUUUACAAGGACAGAGACAACCACAACAGGAUGCUAGUGAAAAAGCUAGUGAUUUAGUAGAACGUCUGAGAAACAUGAGCAUCAACUGA
This is a messenger RNA of Maudiozyma barnettii, 1146 nucleotides long. RefSeq names its product mitochondrial 37S ribosomal protein bS1m (gene MRP51). Gene Ontology annotation, cellular component: mitochondrial small ribosomal subunit. The transcript has a single exon. Bases 1 to 1146 code for a protein of 381 amino acids. The record is from RefSeq and is a predicted model, not a curated record. Gene Ontology annotation, biological process: mitochondrial translational initiation. Gene Ontology annotation, molecular function: structural constituent of ribosome. Lineage: Eukaryota; Fungi; Ascomycota; Saccharomycetes; Saccharomycetales; Saccharomycetaceae.